UCACUGCACAUGCGGCCGCUUCCGCUGCCGGCAGCGCUCUCCUCCUAGCGGGGCUGGGGCGGCGGGCUCUCUAGGCCGGCGCGUCUCUAUGGCUGCAGGGGCGGUAGUUCCGCAGACUGUCUCGGCACCAUGGCUCAGGCGAGAGAAAAUGUCAGUUUAUUCUUCAAGCUAUACUGCUUGGCAGUGAUGACUCUGGUGGCUGCAGCUUAUACCGUAGCAUUAAGAUACACAAGGACAACAGCUAAAGAACUCUACUUUUCAACCACAGCCGUGUGUGUCACAGAAGUUAUAAAGUUACUGAUAAGUGUUGGACUUUUAGCUAAAGAAACUGGAAGUUUGGGUAGAUUUAAGGCAUCUUUAAGUGAAAAUGUCUUGGGGAGCCCCAAGGAACUGAUGAAGUUAAGUGUGCCAUCACUGGUGUAUGCUGUCCAGAAUAACAUGGCUUUCCUAGCUCUUAGUAAUCUGGAUGCAGCAGUAUAUCAGGUGACCUAUCAACUGAAGAUUCCCUGUACUGCUUUAUGUACUGUUUUAAUGUUAAAUCGAACACUCAGCAAAUUACAGUGGGUUUCAGUUUUUAUGCUGUGUGGUGGGGUCAUACUAGUACAGUGGAAACCAGCACAAGCUACAAAAGUCAUGGUAGAGCAGAAUCCAUUAUUAGGCUUUGGUGCAAUAGCUAUUGCUGUAUUGUGCUCUGGAUUUGCAGGAGUUUAUUUUGAAAAAGUUUUAAAGAGUUCAGACACUUCCCUUUGGGUGAGAAACAUUCAAAUGUAUCUGUCAGGGAUCGUGGUGACGUUAAUUGGCACCUACUUGUCAGAUGGAGCUGAAAUUAAAGAAAAAGGAUUUUUCUAUGGUUACACGUAUUAUGUCUGGUUUGUCAUCUUCCUGGCAAGCGUUGGAGGCCUCUACACUUCUGUUGUGGUCAAGUACACAGACAACAUCAUGAAAGGCUUCUCUGCAGCAGCAGCCAUUGUUCUUUCUACCAUUGCUUCCGUGAUGCUGUUCGGAUUACAGAUAACACUUUUCUUUACAAUGGGAGCUCUUCUUGUAUGUGUUUCCAUAUAUCUCUAUGGGUUACCCAGACAAGACACUACAUCCAUUCAACAAGAAGCAACUUCAAAAGAAAGAAUCAUUGGUGUAUGAUUUGAAUCUUACAAUAAUCCUAUAAUGACUAAACUGUCGAUAAUAAAUUAGAGCCUUAAGUCAACCCCAGAUGGUAGCUUAAACAAUAUCAACAAAUUUACUGUUAUGGCAUAAGAAUCAAGAAGAAAACUACGAGUGAAGUGCUUAAACAGAUUUUAUUUGAGGGUGUUUGGUGUCAAGCUGUAUUAUUUCAGAAUGAAGGAUUUUAUUACAGAGAGUGUGUGCGUUGUGUAUGUAUACUGUUUACACAGAGCAUGGAGUUGACAUGGUAUCAGGAUGUGUGUGUGCUGUCUCUUGUACACAGAGCACAGGGUCAGAACAUCAGGUGAAACGACAAUAUUCAAUCAACAAGGUUUAAGUCGGUGUUUGAAGGUUAAAGUGCCAAAGCCAUUUCUGCACACACUGUUCUCUCAUUCAGGUCCUGGGAGGGGAAGGUGAGCCUUCCUAGUUGUCCAGUUCAUGGAUAGUACUUUGUCCCUAUAGUAGUCAAAAAUCUAGCUGCUUUUAUCAAAGUGAAGAAUGAAUACGAUAAGACAGUUCAGAACAAAACCCAUGAGUGUGUAACUUCUGAAGCAGAACCUAUUUCAUGGCUCAGACAUGGACUUCUGUCUGGGUAAUGACUGAGAACUUCAGUGCUGUGCUUGUGACACUUACUGUCUGGUUCAUAUUUCUUUGCUGUUAGCUGAUAUACUUUCCAGAAAACUUUCUAAGUCGCUUUUAUACUUUCUUUUUUAUAAAGUAUGGUUGUUGGGCUCUCAAUUUGUGAACUUUCAGUGAUUUUAAAAUAUUUCUAUAAUGUUAAUGGGGAAAUCCAGCAAUAAAUUUAUUUAUAUCACUUGUGUA
Molecule: messenger RNA, 1983 nt
Organism: Phodopus roborovskii (desert hamster)
Lineage: Eukaryota; Metazoa; Chordata; Mammalia; Rodentia; Cricetidae
Gene: Slc35a1
Product: solute carrier family 35 member A1
Exons: 8
Coding region: 130-1140 (336 amino acids)
Biological process (GO): pyrimidine nucleotide-sugar transmembrane transport
Cellular component (GO): Golgi membrane
Molecular function (GO): pyrimidine nucleotide-sugar transmembrane transporter activity
Source: RefSeq, a predicted model, not a curated record